AUGGCCGACGACACAGAAUCAGCAUCAGGAACCGCGGCGGGAGGAGGAGCUGGCGGAGGCACCGGUGGGAGUCAACAAACGAACACCUCCAAGCCCCGACACAAGAGGACGCGCACCGGCUGUCUAAAGUGUCGGAUCCGACGGCGCAAAUGCGACGAAGGCAAACCACGCUGCCAGCGAUGCAUCGACGGGAAUUUCGAUUGCCAGUAUGGUCCUCGAUUGACCUUUUUAAACAAAAAUGCGUUGACCGUCUCGCCUUCGCCGAGGGCACCUGAAGCGGCGGCGACGACGCCGAAGUACUCGAGGCUUCAGUUUGUCAGCCCAGGAGCAUCAAAACAGGGUGCAAAAGAAGCGUCGCCUUCAUCUCCGGCUCAGAAGCAUCAAAAUCCUACCGUCGCAAAGGAUGCGCCGUCACUACCGCCGCCGCCGCCGCCGCUACCACCUUCAGCGCAAACGCCGACCGUAUUAACGUUCCAAGCGCACCCGCUGCCAUCUGAGCCACCGACUCCGAAGCCGAAUCCCAUCGAACCGAGCAUCGCACCUAAUCAACAACCCCCGCCGACACAAUGGCGUGCGCCGAGUCUCGGGCAUGAGAGCUUGUCAUCUCCGGUGCGGAAUCUAGACAUCGCAGGCAAGGUGAACGGCGCGUUGCCUGUCAACGACGCAGCAUAUGAGACUGCGCUCAAUGUCUUACUGUCACUUGGUAGCGAAGGCACGAAUGGCCUCGGCCAAUCGCCCGAACAUGGUUCCGGGGCAUUUGCGAUCAGCACAGAUGGAAUCGGCUUGAGUCCCAGAGAUCUGAUUAUAUCCCAGGACAGGUUACUGCAGCUGCUGCGUCAUUUCAGGUACCAAGUUGCGCCUUGGCUUGACCUCUGCGACAUGGGCCAGACUUUCGGCCUAUAUGUUCCCCGCCUCGCAAUCGAGUCUGAGGGUGUCCUUCAUGCUCUUCUAGCGGUGGCAGCAACUGUUCAACAGGCGGACUUGCGAACGAUUUCCAACGAUGUCGAAUACCUCAAAUCUCUAGCUGGGAAUGUGUCAAUGGAGCAUAAUGGCGUCCAAUCUAUCAGUGACGGAGAACUUGUUCACUUGACUCUGUCAACGGCGUGCCGAUUUAUCGCAAAUAUUCCAAAUGGCUGGAAUGAACUUCCCAUCGUCACCGGCGAUAACUUCUGGGCAAUGACGCUUGCCGAAGCAAAACUCGCCGCAGCCCUCGUAACCGGUUCGCCCAUAUCCGUCCCCGAACAGCUCAACUACAACCCCAUGUCCCAGCAAUGGAACACCUCCUCCCCGGUCGCAGAGAAAAUAUUCCAAAACACGAUCGAGCCGCUCCUCCUCUGCGCCAAAGUCGUCAACUUCUGCGCCGGCAGCUUCCCGCCCCAGACGCCCGACCUCGGCGUGCCCCUGACCCCCGUCCACCGCUGGACGAUGCUCAACGACGCGCUGAACGCGUGGUACACCAACCGGGCGCAGGAGUUCCGGCCGAUGGUCGAGAUCGACGGCGACGAGAACCUGUUCCCCACGAUCCUCUUCACCAACGGCGCCGCCGUCUUCGCGAACCAGCUCUACCACACCGCCAUGCUCCUCCUGUUGCAGAACAAGCCGCGCACGCUGCAGGCGGCGGGGAAGAAGUCGUCGUCCAUGUCGCCGCUGUGGCACGCCCAGCGCGUAUGUGGUAUCGCCCUGAAUAAUGACCGGAGGGACAGCUGGGACUUGUGUCUUGUCGCGUCGCUGUAUCUCGCGGCGCAGCGCAUGACGUAUGAGCCGCAACAACGCGCCAUACUGGAGUGCUUUGAUCGUGUCAAGUCGUUGACGGGCUGGAACGUGGACGGGUUCUCGGCCAAGGUCCGGGAGGAUUGGGGGUUGAUGUAG
This is a messenger RNA of Colletotrichum karsti, 1869 nucleotides long. RefSeq lists its product as uncharacterized. The transcript is spliced from 6 exons. Gene Ontology annotation, biological process: positive regulation of transcription by RNA polymerase II. The record is from RefSeq and is a predicted model, not a curated record. NCBI's taxonomy places the organism in Eukaryota, Fungi, Ascomycota, Sordariomycetes, Glomerellales, Glomerellaceae. Gene Ontology annotation, cellular component: nucleus. Gene Ontology annotation, molecular function: zinc ion binding; transcription cis-regulatory region binding; DNA-binding transcription factor activity, RNA polymerase II-specific. Bases 1 to 1869 code for a protein of 622 amino acids.